AUGGCUAAGUGGGGUGAGGGUGAUCCGCGAUGGAUUGUAGAGGAACGUCCGGAUGCUGUUAAUGUCAACAACUGGCAUUGGACAGAGAAAAAUGCAACGCCUUGGUCGAAACAGCGUCUAAAAGAACUACUAGAAGGGCAGAAGUACGAAAAUGGCUCGACUGUUGUCAUAUUUAAGGAACUCAAAAAAUUAGACGGUGAGGCGACAGCAAACAACCGGAAAGCUAAAUUAAUUUUCCUCUUCGAGUGGCUCAUUGAAUUAACCUUUGAAGUAAAAGUUGCUGGUUCAGAUAUUGAUUACGAAGGACAUAUUGAGAUACCGAAUUUAAGCGAUGAAAAUGAAGUUGAUGAAGUGGAUAUAAGUCCGUCAAUCAUUACUGCCGGACCUCAUGAAGACCGAAUAAAACAUCUUUUGAAUAACGAGGUGGCUGCAUUCUUGCGUAAACAAUUAGCUAUUUAUAUUCGAGAAUUGAAAGAGGAAUUCAGCAAAGGCUUAAUAUUGCCAACUGAUCGCGCAAAACCGCAAGUGGUCUCUAAGGGAAAAACUACUAUUGGAAAGCAACAUGUUGACAAGAAGGCAUUCCAAAAUCACGUGGUAACCAGUGCUGACAAUGACCUCACGAAAUCUGCACCGAUUAGCGUCGAUGUUAAAAGCUUAUCAUUUACGGAAUCAUUCAAAGUUCAGCCAGAUCAGUUAUGGGAAGUACUCACAGAAACUGAGAUGGUAAAGAAAUGGUCGAACAGUGAUGCAAAGCUUGAUCUCAAGCCCCAAGGCACUUUUACAUUAUUUGGUGGCAUGGUUGCGGGUGAAUUCGUUAAAAUUGAGCCAUGUAAGGAACUUGGAAUGAAAUGGCGCUUAAAAAGUUAUCCACCAGCAUGUUUUGCAAGUGUUACCUUCAAAUUGAAGGAUGAGAGGGAUAGUACAACAUUAGAGGUGGAUGUAACAGGCAUCCCAUCGACGGAAUAUGAUACUACUAAGAACGGUCUGCAUCGUUUUUAUGUACAGAACAUAAUGAGGACAUUUGGAUUUGGAGUGCAUAUUUUCUGA
Cercopithifilaria johnstoni is the source of this 1047-nucleotide messenger RNA. NCBI's taxonomy places the organism in Eukaryota, Metazoa, Nematoda, Chromadorea, Rhabditida, Onchocercidae. The record is from the annotation of a GenBank genome assembly.